This is a messenger RNA of Radiomyces spectabilis, 926 nucleotides long. RefSeq lists its product as uncharacterized. Gene Ontology annotation, molecular function: RNA polymerase II cis-regulatory region sequence-specific DNA binding. The transcript has a single exon. The record is from RefSeq and is a predicted model, not a curated record. The coding region runs from base 124 to 846 and encodes 240 amino acids. Gene Ontology annotation, cellular component: nucleus; cytoplasm. NCBI's taxonomy places the organism in Eukaryota, Fungi, Mucoromycota, Mucoromycetes, Mucorales, Radiomycetaceae.
CCUGACUUUGACGAAAUUUUGGAAACGUUUUAUCUACUUCAGAUAUUCUGACUUUUACCUCUUGCUUUUUGCUCUGUUUCUAAACACCCAUCUAUUCCCCCCUUUUUAUCUCUAAAACGUGUGAUGGCUUCUUUUCAAGCUGCUUCCAACUUACUUAACCUAUCAUCAUCAUCGCCUUCGGGCCUGACCGUGCCGUCACCGCAACCACAUCAACAACAAAAGCGGGCUAUUGCAGCUGUCGAUAAGGCCAACGUUCCUCGACCUUACAAAUGUCCCAUGUGUCCCAAAUCAUUUUAUCGCUUGGAACAUCAAACUCGUCACAUUCGUACUCACACGGGUGAAAAGCCGCAUCAAUGUACCCACCCGGGAUGCGAGAAACGGUUCUCCCGGUCUGAUGAACUGACACGUCAUGUUCGUAUUCAUACUUCACCCAGCCGAAAGCGAGAACGCAAGCAACAACUCAAAGUGUGCAAACGCACGCCCGUGACAAGAUCCGUUCCACCUUCGCCGACCUUGUCCGCAUGUAGCUUUGAACACCAUUUAUCAGACACCGAAUCCGAAUUCCUGUUCACUCCCGAAACUUCCCCCACGCUUUCUCCCCGCAUCGUUACCGCCAUGGGGUCGCCCAAAAUGAUGAUGGUAAACAAACUUCCUCCUCUUGAAUGCAAACAAUUCGAUCCCGUGUUUGCCCGGCCUUCUGGUGCGGUUCCAAGUCUGCUCGAUCUUUUAGACCGUCCACCACAAGCACGUGUGCUGCCUCCCAUCGCGCUACAACCUCUUCAUGAUAAUACCAAACAACAACAGUCUAUGGCGUUACCUUCCAUUCAUUCAAUUCUUCCCUUCUAAAAAUCCUUUCUCUCCCCUCCUCCCUUUCCUCCCAAACCAUUUUACAAAACCAUGUAUUCACUCACUUGUUCCUUAUUAAU